Messenger RNA from Penicillium digitatum Pd1, 1158 nucleotides. The record is from RefSeq and is a predicted model, not a curated record. NCBI's taxonomy places the organism in Eukaryota, Fungi, Ascomycota, Eurotiomycetes, Eurotiales, Aspergillaceae.
AUGCAUCUCUUUCGCCGAGGGACGUCCUCCCUUUUUAACUCCUCCAAUGCCUCUGCCGCCUCCUCCAAGACCGACGUCACCACUGACGCAGUGGGCGAUAUUGCCCUCGCCGCAGAGGGAUUUCAGACAAUAUCAUCAAGCGAUAAGCUUUUCAAGAAUGUCGACCCAGCGGUCGACGGUGAAGACUGCUUACACGACUGCGCGACAUGCACAAUCAAAUACCCUGCCAAGUUUGAUGUCGAUCACCAAGACGAACUAUAUGGACAAGUCAACGGAUGGGCAACGCACCUGCUCGUUGCCACCGGCAAGUCCGAUUGGGUGAGAGAUGUGGCAGACGAGAAAGGGAGCGUCAUGGAAGCCAUUGAGAAGGGAGGACUGGAACCGAGCAACGGAAAGCUCACAAAUCCCUUCUUACAGCGACUCAAACUGUCCGCGUCAAACAUGCCCGUUCCAGACGACUAUCACAUGGCCGACGCAGGCAAACAGCCAACCAACGUCCUCCUACUGCCUAGCUUCACUGUCGUUGAACACGUCACCCCACAGCUAGUCCCAGAUCUGAUGGAGAACUUCAUCAACCGGUCUCUGACAACAACAACGCCACUAGGCGCAAUUCCACCCCCACCCGAGAAACCAACCGAGGCAGACCAAGACCAAGACCCUACGCAAACACAAGACCUCCCACACCCAUCCACAACAUCAAUCACCACAUCCCUCCAGUCUCACCCCUGCCCGCAUGCAGCAGUUAUUUUGCUCUGCUCGCAGCGCACGCGUGACGCAAGAUGCGGGCAAUCCGCGCCUCUACUGCGCCGCGAGUUCGAGCGCCACCUGCGCCCCCUCGGUCUGCACCGCGAUAUGGACGACCAGCGGCCUGGCGGGGUGGGUAUCUACUUCAUUAGCCAUGUCGGUGGGCAUAAGUACUCUGCGAAUGUGAUUGUGUACCGCCGCCGGGACUUUGAUUGGUACAAGCGAGACACUCCUGCGGAUGGCGAGGGGAGGGUCGAGGAUGAGGGUGCCGCGCAGGGAAUCUGGCUGGCGCGUGUGCGGCCGGAGGAAUGUGAGAAUAUUAUUCGGUAUACUGUCUUACAGGGGAAGGUACUCAAGCCUGGGCAGCAAUUGCGGGCUGGGUUUGAUCGUGAGCGCGGUGUGACGAGUUGGUAA